Beauveria bassiana ARSEF 2860 is the source of this 2289-nucleotide messenger RNA. RefSeq names its product catalase/peroxidase HPI. NCBI's taxonomy places the organism in Eukaryota, Fungi, Ascomycota, Sordariomycetes, Hypocreales, Cordycipitaceae. Gene Ontology annotation, cellular component: cytosol. The transcript is spliced from 4 exons. The record is from RefSeq and is a predicted model, not a curated record. Gene Ontology annotation, molecular function: heme binding; catalase activity. The coding region runs from base 1 to 2289 and encodes 762 amino acids. Gene Ontology annotation, biological process: hydrogen peroxide catabolic process; cellular response to hydrogen peroxide.
AUGUCCUCCGAUUUCAAGAUUGCCGUCUCCCACAAGAGAGAGAUAUCCAAAGACGAUCAAAGCCCUCGCAAGAAAAUGUCCCAGCAAAGCACUGGCAAGUGCCCUGUCGUGCACACUGCCGACACGGGUAGAAAGAACCCCGACUGGUGGCCCAAUGCUGUCAAGCUCGACAUCCUCCGCCAGCACAACCCCUCCAGCAACCCCUACGGCCCCGACUUUGACUACGCCGCUGCUUUCAAGUCUCUCGACUACAAUGCUCUCAAGAAAGAUCUCCAUGCUCUCAUGACCGACUCUCAAGACUGGUGGCCUGCCGACUUUGGCCACUAUGGCGGUCUCUUCAUCCGCAUGAGUUGGCACGCCGCCGGAACCUACCGUGUCUUUGACGGCCGCGGUGGUGGUGGCGAGGGCCAGCAGCGUUUUGCCCCCCUCAACAGCUGGCCCGACAACGGUAACCUGGAUAAGGCUCGUCGUCUUCUCUGGCCCAUCAAGCAAAAGUAUGGCAACAAGAUCAGCUGGGCUGAUCUGCUGGUCCUUGCCGGUAACGUCGCCCUUGAGUCCAUGGGUUUCAAGACCUUUGGCUUCGCUGGCGGCCGUGCCGACACUUGGCAGUCUGACGAGGCCGUGUACUGGGGCUCCGAACCCCAGUGGAUGACCGACAGCCACCGUUACAGCAAGGAUUCUUCUGGCAAGCGUGACCCCGAGAGUCUUGAGAAGCCUCUUGGUGCCCAGAUCAUGGGUCUCAUUUACGUCAACCCCGGUGUCGAGGACCCCGUCACUGCUGCUCAUGACAUCCGCACCACAUUCGGCCGUAUGGCCAUGAACGAUGAGGAGACCGUUGCUCUCAUUGCUGGUGGCCAUACCUUUGGCAAGACCCACGGUGCUGCUCCCGACAGCAACGUUGGCGCUGAGCCCGCUGGCGCGCCCAUUGAGCAGCAGGGCUUUGGAUGGAAGAACGGCCACAACACUGGCAAGGGCGGUGAUGCCAUCACCUCCGGCCUCGAAGUCAUCUGGACCAAGACUCCCACCAAGUGGAGCAACCAGUUCUUCGAGUACCUCUUCAAGUACGAAUGGGAGCUCACCAAGAGCCCUGCUGGCGCUCCUCAGUGGGUUGCUAAGAACGCUGAGCCCUUCAUUCCCGACGCUUUCGAUCCUAGCAAGAAGCAUCUUCCCAGAAUGUUGACGACUGACCUGUCCCUUCGCGUGGACCCUGCCUACGAGAAGAUCUCUCGUCGCUUCCUUGAGAACCCUGACCAGUUUGCCGAUGCCUUUGCUCGCGCUUGGUUCAAGUUGCUGCACCGUGAUCUCGGUCCCAAGGCGCUCUACCUCGGUCCCGAGGUCCCCUCUGAGGAUCUUCUCUGGCAAGACCCCAUCCCUGCCCUCAACCACCCCAUUGUCGAUAACAACGAUGUCGCCACGCUCAAGAAGGCUAUUCUUGACACUGGCCUCAGCACUUCCAAGCUUGUCUCGACUGCUUGGGCGUCUGCCUCGACUUUCCGUGGCAGUGACAAGCGCGGUGGUGCCAACGGUUCUCGCAUCCGUCUCGCUCCCAUGAAGGACUGGGAGGUCAACAACCCCUCACAGCUCUCGGAAGUUCUCGGCCAGCUUGAGAAGAUUCAGCAGAAGUUCAACGAGUCCCAGAGCAACGGCAAGCGUGUAUCGAUUGCCGAUCUUAUUGUUCUUGCCGGUGCCGCCGGUGUCGAGCAGGCUGCCAAGGGUGCUGGUGUCGACAUUACCGUCCCCUUUACCGCCGGUCGCAUGGAUGCCACCCAGGAGCAGACCGACGUUGAGUCCAACAACUAUCUCGAGCCCAUUGCCGAUGGCUUCCGUAACUACGCCGGUCGUGGUGCCAUCGACCGCCUGGAGCACUGGUUGGUCGACCGCGCUCAGCUGCUUACGCUUACCCCUCCUGAGCUCGCAGUCCUCGUUGGCGGUCUUCGCACCAUUAAUGUCAACUACGAUGGUUCUUCCAACGGUGUUCUCACCUCGCGCCCCGGUACCCUGAGCAGCGACUUCUUCACCAACCUUCUCGACAUGAACACUGUCUGGGAGCCCAUUCAGCCCGAUUCUGGUGUCUACAAGGGCAGCGACCGCAAGUCUGGCGAGCAAAAGUGGACAGCCACCCGUGUCGACCUCGUCUUUGGCUCGCACGCUGAGCUCCGCGCUCUGGGUGAGGUUUACGCUCAGCCUGAUAAUGCCCAGAAGUUUGUCAAGGACUUUGUCACCGCUUGGGACAAGGUCAUGAACCUCGACCGCUUCGACAUUAAGCCCGCUAGCAAGCCCCGUCUGUAA